Molecule: messenger RNA, 1062 nt
Organism: Symbiodinium natans
Lineage: Eukaryota; Dinophyceae; Suessiales; Symbiodiniaceae
Source: the annotation of a GenBank genome assembly
AUGGCAUGGUUGCCGAGCUGGCAUCUUGCUGCCCUCCUGCUGCUUCUUGGCGAUUCUGGUUCCUUGACGUGGGCUUGGACCCCUGAAGAGACCAAAGCUACCCCUCCGGGGACCAGGGCUGCCAAAGAAUCGGGUGUUUUGGGAUCCGCCAUCUCUUCCAUCUCCACAGCGCCUCAGGGAGUCUGGGGCGAGAGCUGCGAUUGGGGGAAGCCGCAGGUGUCCCUGGUGCAGUCGGGCGCCUCCAGGCGGAAAGCUGCAAGCGCACCGAAACCCUGGGAUGUCCGCAUGUACUUCAUUGCAGAGCACCACAAGUCUGGGUCGUUGAUGCUACAAGAGGCGCUGGCAGCCAUCUUUGCGGGCCUCGGCGAACCACGAUCCUGUACCCAAGUUCCUGAAAACGCACUGACCACCCACAGCGUGCCCUGCGAGCAGUAUCCCAACUCCACCAUCCAGGUGCACUCAAACCCGAGCCCUUUUGCUGUGCAGUCGGCGCGCGCCAUGGCGCGGAGCCAGCGCCUGGACUUUCGGGCUGUGCAUGCCAUCAGGAAGCCGAAGGACAUGCUGGUCUCGGCUUACUGCUACUCCAAGCGCCUGAAGGAGGCCACCGACGCACAGUUUGCACAUUUCCCCUGGGAGGAGUUCUUGUCCAAUGGCCCAGCUCACGGUAUGAUGAUUCUCUGGAACUGGGAAAUGCACAGGCAAUUUAGCCACAUGGCCGACAUGUUUCUCCACACGACCCCGCUUGAGACCUUUACGAUCCGCUACGAGGAAGUGACAAACUCUUCGGCCGACUUCGACAAAGUCAUGCAAGGACUCUUGGGCCACUUCUUUGACGGCUUGGUCUCCGAAUCUGUUCUCCAACAGCUCGCGGAGGAUGCCAAAGUGGCAGACUUGCAUCGACACCCUGGGUCCGGCGGCGAGCACACGAAUGACCCCGACUGCAUGGCGACAGCGAGCGCCGCCCUUCUGUCGUUGGAUCCUGCUAUUCUGGAGCAACUGAAGACCUGGCAGGCGCUGUUGGGAUACCCCACGGCGAACUGGCCAGACCCCCUCAUCGACUGA